Molecule: messenger RNA, 1619 nt
Organism: Racocetra persica
Lineage: Eukaryota; Fungi; Glomeromycota; Glomeromycetes; Diversisporales; Gigasporaceae
Source: the annotation of a GenBank genome assembly
UUGUCAUGAAAAAAGGUGAAAUCGUUGAAAUUGGACGUCAUGAUGAAUUAAUUGCUAAAAAAGGAGUUUAUUAUGGCCUUGUUCAAGCUCAAGAAUUAGAAACUAAAAAAACCGAAAAAAAAAUUAAUCAAGAUGAAGAAGAAGAAUUUGAAUCAAGUUCUAAUGAUGAUACUACUGUUUUAAUAGAUGAAAAGAAACAUAAAUUACAUUUAAGAAAAAUGUCUACCAGAGGAUCAACUGUUAAAUCUCUAAAGACUGAUGAUGAAAUUAAAAAAGAAGAUAUGGAAAAAAAAAUGUUAGAAAAAAUGCCAUUAGCAAGAGUAUUUCGAUUGUGUAAACCUGAAUAUGGAUUAAUGUUUAUUGGUUGUAUUGGUUCCGGAAUUAAUGGUUCUAUUAUGCCUUUAUUCAGCUUGGUGUUUUCUUCAAUUCUGAAUGUUUUUGCUCGAACUGAUCAACCUGAUGAACUUAGACGAUCGGCAAAUUUCUGGUCUUUAUGUUUCGCACUUUUGGCUGUAGUCAGUUUAUUCGCAAAUUUUGCUCAAUUAUCAAUGUUCACGUUAGCUGGUGAACGUCUCACAAAACGUCUUAGAAGAUUAACUUUUGAAGCAUUAUUAAACCAAGAAAUUGCAUACUUUGAUGAUGAAAAAAAUGGAACUGGUGUGUUAACUUCAAAAUUGGCAGUAGACGCAACGAAAGUUGAAGGGUUAAGUGGUAGUUUAAUGGGAACUGUUUUACAGAAUUGUUUUAACUUGGCUGUUGGAUUUGGAAUUGCCUUUGGUUUUGGUUGGAAAUUGACAUUAGUCAUUCUUGCUGCUUCACCUGCUGUUGUAGUUGCUGGCUUUUUAGAGAUGAGAGCGAUGACUGGUUUUGGUUCAAAGACUCGCGCAGCAUAUGAAGGCACCGGUCAAAUAGUUCAACAAAGUGUUUCCAAUAUGCGAACGAUUGCAGCAUUAACUAGAGAACAAACAUUCAAAACAGUAUAUCAUAAUGCAAUAAGAGAGCCACAUAAAAUCGCAAUUAAAGGAAGUUUGUUAUCAUCAUUUGGAUUUGGUACAUCUCAAGGAAUUUUGUACUUUAUUUGGUCUCUAUCAUUUUGGUAUGGUGCACAAUUAAUUGAGGCUGAAGAAUAUGAUUUACAACAAAUGCUUCGAGUUAUGUUUGCUGUUGUGUUUACCGCUGUUUCUCUUGGACAAAUGAGUACAUUCGCACCAGAUGUCGCAAAAGCAAAAGUUGCAGCCAUCUCAAUCUUUGAAAUUUUAGAUAGAAAAUCUCUUAUAGAUCCUACAGAUAACGAAGGCAAAGACCGUCCUGCACCAGUAUUAGGAGAUUCUUCAUUCCACUCUGUUCGUUUCAAUUAUCCUGCUCGUCCGGAUAUACCAAUACUUCGAGGUUUGGACUUGUCAAUAUAUUCUGGAAAAACUAUUGCGCUUGUUGGUUCAUCAGGUUCAGGGAAAUCGACGGUUAUUUCAUUAUUGCUAAGAUUUUAUGAUGUGAAUUCUGGAGAAGUUGAAAUUGAGGGUGUUAAUGUAAAGCAAUGGAAUUUAGAGUAUUUAAGAGCGAAUAUGGCGUUGGUUGGACAAGAACCUGUGUUGUUUGAUUUGACAAUUGCAGAGAAUAUU